Messenger RNA from Cucumis melo (muskmelon), 644 nucleotides. RefSeq lists its product as uncharacterized. Gene Ontology annotation, molecular function: fatty acyl-CoA hydrolase activity. The record is from RefSeq and is a predicted model, not a curated record. The transcript is spliced from 3 exons. The coding region runs from base 63 to 515 and encodes 150 amino acids. NCBI's taxonomy places the organism in Eukaryota, Viridiplantae, Streptophyta, Magnoliopsida, Cucurbitales, Cucurbitaceae.
UUGCUUCAUUUCGUACCGUAUGAAAUUGGGAACAGGAGAUUAAGCUUACAGAGUCAGUGGUGAUGGAGAAGACAAAGAGAUACCUGGAGAAGCUUGGCGAUGAUGCGUCCGCCAUCGAUGUCCUUCCCUUCAGGUUUUAUGAAAACUUCAUUAUGACUGGUAUUCGCGUUGAUCUCAUCCAACCUGGUCGUAUCCUUUGCUCUCUCAAAGUCCCUGCUCGUUUGCUCAACGAGAACAAUUCCUUGCACGGAGGUGCUUCGGCCUCACUCGUCGAUUGUAUUGGUUCUGCAGCGUUAAAGACUUUGGGCGCUACCACCACCGGAGUCUCCCUCGAAAUUAACCUCUCCUACUUAGAUGCUGCUUAUCUCGAUGAGGAGAUCGAGAUCGACAGCAAAGUUUUGCGCAUGGGAAAGACCAUAGCAGUAAUUAAUGUCGAAUUGAGGAGAAAAAGCAAUGGUAAAAUUAUUGCUCAGGGUCGCCACACCAAGUACCUUGCCUUCUCAAGCAAGUUGUAGUUAUAAACAUCUUUCAGUAUUUUGAUCUUGUAUUGCCAAACCAUAUUCCUCUGCUUCAUGAAUUGACAUUGCAAAUUACUUUUUGUAGCUUCAACUGAAAGAAAUGUAACGAUAAUAAUCUUUUCUAGA